Plenodomus lingam JN3 is the source of this 636-nucleotide messenger RNA. Lineage: Eukaryota; Fungi; Ascomycota; Dothideomycetes; Pleosporales; Leptosphaeriaceae. The record is from RefSeq and is a predicted model, not a curated record.
AUGCUCGGCCCAUUCCAUGAGAAAGCCUGGGACUUGACUCGACAAGCUCAACAGCAGUAUCGUUUCUUCCCCAACCCCACCUACAAAGAAGAGCCCGUCAAGUACGAGAAGAGACAGAAGCGCCAAAGCUCAAACAUCACAAUGCAUUUACAAAAUGGUGACUCCAUCGUACGUUUCGCUGGUGUGCCUGAAGAGCACACUGAAGCAAAGGUCCAGAGCAAUGGUGUUGUGAUAGUGCCCGGAAAUGGCACUAAAGCCACCAACGACAACGAAGCCAUACAGAAAAGUACAGCGGCCACUUUGAAUGAGGUAGAAAUACCGAUUCCAGAGGGCCUGGACGCGAAUGCUGUACUUGACACAAUUCUAACAGCCUGGGUUAUACUCGUGCAGAGGUAUCAAAGAGAUGUCUUCCACCAAUUUACUUGGGGUGUCGAAAAUGGUGGAGCAAAUCAAAUACAAUGCAUACCCACACCCGACCUCGACUUGCAAAAUCAGCGGGCUGUUGGGCAACUCGAGUCGAAAAUCAGGGACGUGAGAUCGAAAGACAUCUCCGUUGAGAAGUCUAUUUUCUUGAAUGACGGAAGCAAAGAAGAGGUGAGCUUUUCUCGUGGAAUACGGGGGCCAUGCCUGACAUGA